Molecule: messenger RNA, 1865 nt
Organism: Protopterus annectens (West African lungfish)
Lineage: Eukaryota; Metazoa; Chordata; Ceratodontiformes; Protopteridae
Product: protein SIX6OS1-like
Exons: 11
Coding region: 1-1134 (377 amino acids)
Biological process (GO): homologous chromosome pairing at meiosis; meiotic DNA double-strand break processing involved in reciprocal meiotic recombination; spermatogenesis
Cellular component (GO): central element
Source: RefSeq, a predicted model, not a curated record
AUGUCAUUGAGACCUCCCUUCAACAUUCAUGAAGAAAAAGAAAACCUUAUUUUAUCAGAAAAAGAGAACCUGAAGCAGUCAAGACUACCAGUUCUUCCCAUGAUCCCUCAGAAAUUAGUUCACCCUUUGCAGUCCUUUAAACUUUCUUGGCAGUCUGAGCUAGAGAAAGAAAAAUCACUGCAGCAGUCAAAAAUUGUUGAAAGCAAUUCCAGAAGGCUUUCAUCCAUCGAAAGUGAAAAGCAGGAAACAACACCAUUAUGUGGGUCAAGCAAGAAGGAAAUAACCCAUGUAGAGACACUAAUCACUGUAAGAGACAGGAGAAAAGAACAUGAAGAACAAAAAUGGACUCGUGACCAUUUACUCGUAAUCCAGAAGAAGAAAAUUGAUUCUACAGAGAACAACAAUUUACAGUAUUUUCAGACUCCGGUAAUGGCAGUUGUACGGGAAGAAAACCAGUUACGACAGAUUCCUUCUCAGAGGCAAACAAAUCCUCAACAGUGGUUCAAUAACACACCCACAGCAUCAGGAAAUACAGAGCCUGUUUUUCCAACCCAGGACACAGUUUGUCGAUCCAUUGAGUUGGCUUCUAAUUCCCAGGAUGAAAGGCUGGAUUCUACAAACACUGAUAAUCUUGAUGUGAAUGCAGAUGAAAAUCAACAGAUGCUUGAAACUUCUCAAGAGUAUUGUGGAAGCAAAGAUGAACAUGAAUUCAACAACAUUCCUGACUUUCAAAAGAACACUAAUACAGGUUGUGAAGAAACAGCAUCAAAGUCACCAUUUUCAUUUACUAUGGUCUCUACACCAAAAUCACCUGCAUUUGAUUUAUUUAGUCCAUCUGGAUUUGGGACUACUAACACACCAGAUCAGAUGGAUGUAAGUUAUACUUCUGAAAACAUAAAUAUUAGUCUGCAUUCCCCACAGAAGGAUCUUGGAAACAUAUUUGGGAAAACAGCUGUUGAGGAUGACUAUGGAUUUUCAUUUACAUCUGAGCCAUCCUCACACACAUUUGCAACAAGGAAAGGUUAUUUUAACUUUCCAUUUUCAUUUGGACAGGAUCAAGGAGGUGCAUCACAAUCUUCUGGCUUUAAGGAUUUUCAAUCUUCACAGAGCACAAAGCAGUUUACAUUCUUUUAAUACCAAUGCUUGACUGUUACUUCUUAUGAAUAAAUUGUUAUUGUAAAACAGCGCAUAGUAUCUUUGUUAGCUGGACUGUAAAGUUAUUUUGUUGCAUGUACAGCUGUGACCAUAAUUUAAUAAUUUACUUAACUGAUAGCUGCAUAAAAAAUUGAUAAAUUUGUGUGUGCGUGCGCACACACUUAGGAAAUUUAAAUGCCAUGCUACUUUACCUUGUGUAAUAAAAACUGCACUCUUAUCAGUUGUUUAAGAUAAAAUUUGUGGACAGUUUCCCAUUAUGAAGCAUGUAGCACUCUAUACAGAAUUUGUCCUUUACUUCUGAAUUUUAGAUAUUGUUACAAGCUCUUAUAUUUGGCCAUUACAGAAACUUGUUUUACAUUUGGCAUUUUAUCAACAAGUGUGCUAAACUCUAAAAGUAGUUUUCUUAAAUAUUAUAGCUGUCCAGGCAUAUAUCUGCAUUUUUGGUAAUUUUUCUGGCAUAUAAACAAUGUUAACAGAGAGUACACAUUAAACAAUUGUUUGAUUUUGUUUAAUAAACAAGCUUCAUUAUUUUCUUUUAGUUCCUCAGACCUCAAAGUUGUUAAUUAAAUAACAAUAUAUAAAAAGCAGAUUUCAUAAACUCAAAGGAACUGUUGCAUACUGAUUCUGAAUGUUAGGUGCAUAUUUUUUCGAACACCGUAUAUUAGUUUUUGUUUCCUUUAUGAACCAUCCACGUCUCAUUGCACUGUUUA